AUGACGCCUCAAGAAGUCGUCUUGGGAAUUUUAGAAGAUUUGGGAACCGACGACUUUGAAAAAUUUAAGUGGUUCCUGCAGCAGAAAGGGACACUUGAAGAUUUCCCAGCAAUUCCAAAGUGUAAACUGGAGAAUGUAAACAGGAGGAUCACAGUGGAUAUGAUGUUCCAAACCUACAGUAUAAACACUAUUAAUGUGACCAGAAUAGUUUUAGUGAAGAUCAAUCAAAAUGAGCUAGUGAAGACUUUAUCAAACAUCAUCUAUGAAUCUGCAGGAGAGCUUGACCUGAGUAACAACAACCUGCAGGAUUCAGGAGUGAAGCUGAUCUCUGAUGGACUGAAGAGUCCACAAUGCACACUGGAGAUUCUCAGUCUGUCGGGUUGUCUGAUCUCAGAGGAAGGCUGUUCUUCUCUGGUCUCAGCUCUGAGCUCCAACCCCUCCCAUUUGAGAGAGCUGGACCUGAGCUACAAUCAUCCAGGAGACUCUGGAGUGAAGCUACUGUCAGCGGGACUGAAGGAUCCUCUCUGGAGACUGGACACUCUCAGGGUGGAGCCUGCUGGACUCAGAUAUUUGACACCAGGUCUAUGGAGGUAUUCCUGUGAACUCACACUCGACACAAACACAGUGAACAGAAACCUCAAACUGUCUGACAACAACAGGAAGGUGACACGUGUGAAGAAGGAUCAGCCAUAUCCUGAUCAUCCAGAGAGAUUUGACUUCUGGUGUCCUCAGCUGCUGUGUAGAGAUGGUCUGACUGGUCGUUGUUACUGGGAGGUUGAGACAAGAGGAUGGGUUGAUAUAUCAGUGAGUUACAGAGGAAUCAGCAGGAGAGGAGACAGAGAUGACUGUUUGUUUGGACGUAAUGAUCAGUCCUGGAGUCUGUUCUGCUCUGAUGGUGGUUACUCUGUCUGGCACAAUAACAUCAGAACAUCCAUCUCCUCCUCCUCUGUCUCUGGUAGAGUAGCAGUGUAUGUGGACUGUCCUGCUGGCUCUCUGUCCUUCUACACAGUCUCCUCUGACUCACUGAUCCACCUCCACACCUUCAACACCACAUUCACUAAGCCUCUCUAUCCUGGGUUUGGGUUCUGGUUCGGUUCUGGUGUGUUUGGGUUCUUGUUUGAUUAUCCUGGUGCCUCGGUGUCUCUGUGUUCUCUGUAGGACGGAGAGUCUCCUCCUGUUUCCUACUGCUGAUCAGUUGAGUCUGUACAGGAUCACACUUACAGAAAUAUGUCAGGUAAUUGUUAUAAACUAAUGAAUGAACUUUGUAUAAAAUAAUUCAGAAUUAUUGACCAGAUUCCUCGUGAACAUUAUAAACUUCUUCCACUUCCAGUCCUUUAAAGAUGGAAGCUGUGAUCAUCAAAUUGUAGAAAUGCCGUUGACUUCUGUCAUGUUUUGUCUUAAAUUCUGUCUCUUUUCACAAUAAAAGCAUAAAGUUAC
Perca fluviatilis (European perch) is the source of this 1437-nucleotide messenger RNA. RefSeq lists its product as uncharacterized. Gene Ontology annotation, molecular function: protein binding. NCBI's taxonomy places the organism in Eukaryota, Metazoa, Chordata, Actinopteri, Perciformes, Percidae. The record is from RefSeq and is a predicted model, not a curated record. The transcript has 5 exons. Bases 1 to 1158 code for a protein of 385 amino acids.